AUGAGUAGGUGGGAUCGACGCAACGACGAAGGCCAAUACAGCUCACGGCAAAGAAAUGAUGUAAAGCACGCCACAAACCGGCCACGGAUCAGUCGAAGCCGAUCCCGGUCGGAUUCACCCGACGCACGGUCACAGUCCCGGUCCCGGUCGCGUUCACCCGCUUCGCACAGUUCACGGUAUCGUGCCCUAACAUCCUACCGCGAUGGGGAUCGUUACGAGCAAAGCAGUCACCACGACAAGACUCACCAUCGGCGGCAGGAAGAGGAAGAGCGACGGCGAAGACAGGAAGCGCUGGAUAGUCGGGGCCGCAGCACGGGUCAGAACGGCACACGGGGACCCGGUCCCGGUGGCACGCCCAACAACGGCAGCAACACCGUCGCCAGACCAUCGGCAGGAAUGGUGGCCGGUAUGCCGAGGCCACCCCCCAAACCACCGGUUGCCGGGAUACAGAUGAAGCUGGCGGCACCGGCCAGCAAGGAACCGGCCCGGCUGAUGAAACCGGUCGCCAACGCGUUCCGGCUGGCGGACGAUAGUGAUGACAGCGAGCCGGAAGAAAUGCCUGCCGAGUGCCGGAUGCGGAUGCGCAACAUUGGGCGCGAUACGCCCACCUCCUCCGGUCCGAACUCGUUCGGUAAGACGAAGCACGGUUUCUGUGAUUCGAAGAAAAUGUUCGAAAAGAAGAUCGGUAGCAGUCUCGGUGAUCGUUGAAGAAUCGGAACGUUAGGGACAGUAGUAGGA
This is a messenger RNA of Anopheles maculipalpis, 738 nucleotides long. RefSeq lists its product as uncharacterized. Gene Ontology annotation, cellular component: nucleus. NCBI's taxonomy places the organism in Eukaryota, Metazoa, Arthropoda, Insecta, Diptera, Culicidae. The coding region runs from base 1 to 708 and encodes 235 amino acids. Gene Ontology annotation, biological process: protein ubiquitination; proteasome-mediated ubiquitin-dependent protein catabolic process. The record is from RefSeq and is a predicted model, not a curated record. The transcript has 3 exons.